Molecule: messenger RNA, 3299 nt
Organism: Cajanus cajan (pigeon pea)
Lineage: Eukaryota; Viridiplantae; Streptophyta; Magnoliopsida; Fabales; Fabaceae
Source: RefSeq, a predicted model, not a curated record
UUUUCAUAACUUAAAUUUCGUUGCAGAAAAUGUGGAACAGGGUGAAUGAUAUAAAAAAAUUCAUCGAAAAUGGUGUUAAAACAAGGCAUAGAUCCAUGUUUGUCAUCAUUGGCGACAAGUACCACAACCAGGUAUCCUAUUUAUGAAUAUCCAAUACAGAAUGGAAUAAAGAAAAAGGUUGAUUAUAUCCAAUUCAUAAAAUUGAUUGUAAAUCUUCAUUUAAUGCUUAGCAAUGCACAAAUAAAAUCUAAGCCAACUGUUUUAUGGUGCUAUAAGGACAAGCGUCAUAAGAAAAAAUAUGAGCAGAAGAUUGAAAAAUUGUGGCAGAAGGGUCUCUUGGAUUGUGACCAAGCCAAUCCAUUUUCAUUGUUUCUGCAUAACGUAAAAUGUUGUUUAUAUAAGAAUUCAGAAAGUAUUAUGGGUAAUACAUAUGGAAUGUGCAUUCUGCAGGAUUUUGAGGCGAUAACGCCUAAUCUGCUAGCAAGAACGAUAGAGACAGUGGAGGGAGGGGGCCUGGUUAUUUUGCUGUUGCGUUCUCUAUCCUCAUUGAGAAGUUUGUACACCACUGAAUCACACACUGAGGUUAUUGGGCGCUUUAAUGAACGCUUCUUAUUAUCACUUGCUUCUUGCAAGUCAUGUUUGUUCCUGAAUGAUGAGCUGAAUAUUUUACUAGAUUCAUUUCACGUAAGGUCUAUUGUCCCAAUUUCUAUCAAAGAGGACUUUGGGGGACCCUCAAAAGCAUAUCUGAAUCUGAAGAACCUUCAAGAAAAACUAAAUGAAAAUUUAUUCAUUGGACCAUUGGUUAAGAAGUGUUGCACAUUGGACCAGAGAAAAGCUCUUGUCACAUUUAUGGAUAAAAUUUUAUCGAGGUCACAUCCUACUACAACUGUUGCUUUGUUGGCUGCGCCUGGCCGAGGGAAAUCAGCUACCCUUGGUUUAUCUAUUGCUGGAGCCAUUGCUGUGGGGUAUUCAAAUAUCUUUGUAACUGCACCGAGUCCCAAGAAUUUGUCAACCUUGUUUAAAUUUAUAUGCGAAGGACUUAAUUUACUUGAUUACGAGGGACGUUUUGAUGAGGUUAAAAGUCAAAAUCCUGAGUUCAAGAAAGAUACUAUAAAGAUAAAUAUUUACAAGCAUCACAGGCAAACAGUUCAAUAUAUUUCUCCGCACGAGAAUGAAAAGCUUUCACAAGUUGACAUGUUGGUUGUUGAUGAGGCUGCUUCUAUUCCUUUGCCAUUGGUGAAGUCUUUGCUUGGCCAAUAUCUGGUUUUUUUGUCUUCUACUGUUAAUGGUUAUGAAGGAACUGGACGCUCUUUAUCAUUGAAACUUUUGCAUCAGUUGGCAGAGCAAAGCAUUGUAUCUUCCAAGAGCACAGAGGACACUGGUUCUGGUCUUACGAAAAUUGAACUGAAUGAUCCCAUCAGAUAUGCUUCUGGAGAUCCUAUUGAAAAUUGGCUUAGUUCGCUACUUUGCUUAGAUGUUUCAAAUAUCAUCCCGAAUCUUAAUAGGUUUCCUCCAUGUAAUGAGUGUGAUCUAUACUACGUGAAUCGAGAUACCCUCUUUUCAUAUCACAAAGAUAGUGAAACAUUUUUGCAGAGAAUGAUGGCCUUAUAUACUGCAUCACAUUACAAGAAUUCUCCAAAUGAUUUGCAACUGAUGGCAGAUGCUCCGGCACACCACUUAUUUGUACUACUUGGACCUGUUGAUGAAUCAAAGAAUCAACUCCCUGAUAUUUUCUGUGCCAUUCAGGUUUGUCUCGAGGGGAAAAUAUCUAGUCAGUCAGCAAUCCAAAGUUUGAGCAAUGGUCAUCAACCUUUUGGAGAUCAAAUACCAUGGAAGUUUUGUGAGCAAUUUCGAGAGACUGUUUUUCCUUCCCUUUCAGGUGCUCGCAUUGUACGCAUUGCUACACAUCCGAGUGCCAUGAGGCUUGGAUAUGGUUCACGGGCAGUUGAGCUUUUAAUACGUUACUAUGAAGGACAAAUUGCUCCAAUCUCCGAGAUUGAUGAUGAAGGUGAAGUGCAAGCUACGAGACUUAGAGUUAUGGAAGCUGCAGAGAAGGCAUCACUAGUUAAAGAAAACAUAAAACCACGAGCAGAUCUUCCUCAUUUGCUGGUACAUUUGCGUGAAAGGCGCCCAGAGAAGCUCCUUUACAUUGGUGCCUCGUUUGGGCUAACCUUGCCCCUGUUUUGCUUUUGGAGCAAGCUUAAAUUUGCUCCGUUCUACAUUGGCCAGAUUUCAAAUGCUGUGACCGGUGAGCAUUCAUGUAUGGUCUUGAAAGCCCUAAACAAUGAUGAAAUUAAAGUUGAUGGAUCAAAUGAGCGGGAUUUUUUAGGCCCAUUUUACCAAGAUUUUAUUCAAAGAUUUACUAGGCUUUUAUCUUCUACAUUUUGUCGCAUGGAAUACAAGCUUGCCAUGAGGAUCAUAGAUCCAAAGGUCAAUUUCACAGAGCAAGAGUCUAAGAAGACCACUCCUGGUAAACUUUUGGGAUCAGUCAGAGAAUAUUUAUCACCACAUGUUAUGAAGCGACUAGAGGCAUAUGUCAACAAUCUUGUUGACUUUCAUCUGUCUUCAGGCCGACCGAAUACUGUCUCCGAGGGGCGGGGAGGGUACCUGCAAAGGCACUCCGACGAUCAAAUUUUAGAUUUAGUUCCCAUUCUUGCUCAUAUGUAUUUUCAAGAAAAGCUUCCAGUGAAUUUGUCACAUGUUCAAGCUUCUGUGUUGCUCUGCAUUGGUCUGCAAAAUCAGAACAUUUCGUACAUUCAGGGACAAAUGAAGUUGGAAAGACAACAAAUAUUGUCUCAAAUUUUAAAGAUUAUGAAAAAGUUUUACAAAUAUCUUUAUGGCAUUGAAUUCAAGGAAACUGAAUGGCGAUCGAAAGAAAUUGUCAUGGAACCCCAUGUAUCUUUGGAUGAAGAUCACAUUGCAGCUAAACAAGUUGAGGAUGACAUGAAGUCAAAAGCGGAAGCACCCGCACCCUUCACUCUUGAAUUGCUUCAACAAUAUGUCAUUGAUGAUGGGGGAUCUGAUUUUGAGACCGAGUUAAAAGAUAAUGGUGAAAAAAUAUCCACGACUGGUCUUAUUAGUUUAGUGAUGUCUAGAAAGAAUGGUGUUAAGACUGUAAAAAAUGAAAAGAAGCGACGCAAAGACAAUCUCAACCAUAAAUUAAGCAAAAGGAAAAGAUCUUAACUAAGAUCCGUUAGAGGAAAAAAUGGAUUGUAUAUUGAGUUUUUGUUUUUUGUUUUAGGUUAAAAUACAAAUGAUAUUUAUAUUGAACAUAUAAUCAAAUUGUAGUGUUAUACUUG